AUGACCCACAAGUGUAUCUUCCAAAUCGCUCUCCUGUUGUGCUUCUCCACCACAGCUCUUUCCAGUAGCUACAACUUGCUUCGAUUCCAACAAAGAAGCAGCACUGUGGCUUGUCAGAACCUCCUGAAGAAGCUGAAUGGAAGUGCUGAAUACUGCCUCCAGGACAGGAUAAACUUCGAGGUCCCAGAGGGGAUAAAGCAACCCCAGCGUUUCCAGAAGGAGGAAGCCGCCUUGGUCAUCUAUGAGAUGCUCCAGCAGAUCUUGGGACUAUUCUCAGGGAAACUCUCCAGCACUGGCUGGAAUGAGACCAUCAUUGAGAACCUCCUUGCUGAACUCUAUCAGCAGAUGGAUCACCUGGAGACAACUCUGGAAGACGAAAGCUCUGCCUGGGGUGACUUCAUGACCGUUCUGCACCUGAAGAGCUAUUACCUGAGGAUCGUGCAGUACCUGAAGGCCAAAGAGUACAGCAGUUGUGCCUGGACAAUAGUCCGAGUGGAAAUCCUGAGGAACUUUUUCUUCAUUAACAGACUUACAGAGUACCUCCAAAACUGA
Messenger RNA from Choloepus didactylus (southern two-toed sloth), 552 nucleotides. Its product is annotated as interferon beta-like. The transcript has a single exon. NCBI's taxonomy places the organism in Eukaryota, Metazoa, Chordata, Mammalia, Pilosa, Megalonychidae. Gene Ontology annotation, biological process: defense response; adaptive immune response; natural killer cell activation involved in immune response. The record is from RefSeq and is a predicted model, not a curated record. Gene Ontology annotation, cellular component: extracellular region. Gene Ontology annotation, molecular function: cytokine activity; type I interferon receptor binding. Bases 1 to 552 code for a protein of 183 amino acids.